Nannospalax galili (Upper Galilee mountains blind mole rat) is the source of this 5819-nucleotide messenger RNA. RefSeq names its product nucleoporin 210 like (gene Nup210l). NCBI's taxonomy places the organism in Eukaryota, Metazoa, Chordata, Mammalia, Rodentia, Spalacidae. Gene Ontology annotation, cellular component: nuclear pore. The record is from RefSeq and is a predicted model, not a curated record.
AUGGUUGGCUCUGGGGCUUUCCAACCCCAAAGCUUCGGGCUCCUCUUUUCCCUGGCGCCACACCACCACUUGCUGUUGCUGUAUUUAAUUGGGACCCUGGCCAACAAGCUUAACGUGCCACAAGUGUUGCUACCCUUCGGCCGGGAGCCAGGCCGGGUGCCCUUCCUCCUGGAGGCGCAGCGGGGAUGCUACACCUGGCAUUCCACCCAUCAUGAUGCAGUUACUGUCCAACCUUUAUAUGAAAAUGGCACCUUAUGUUCCCAAAGAGCUGUUCUCAUUGCUGAAUCUACCCAGCCAAUACGCCUCAGCAGUAUUAUUCUUGCUCGAGAAAUAGUGACUGACCAUGAACUUCGCUGUGAUGUUAAGGUUGAUGUGAUAGAUAGUAUUGAGAUCAUGUCCCGCACCCAAGAGCUCUAUGUUGAUGAUGCACCUCUGGCGCUGAUGGUGCGUGCACUGGAUGCUAAAGGAAAUACUUUUAGCAGCUUGGCAGGGAUGGUGUUUGAGUGGAGCAUUGCCCAGGAUAACGACUCAGCAAAAGAAGAACCAUCUAGCAAAAUCAGGAUUCUGAAGUACUCGGAAGCAGAGUAUUCUCCCCCAGUCCAUAUAGCUGAGAUGGAAAAAGAAGAGAAACAAGGGGACAUGAUUUUGGUGUCUGGGAUUAGAACCGGUGCUGCUGUUGUAAAAGUCCAGAUUUAUGAGCUGUUCUAUAAGAAAGUACCAGCGGCAUUGAUACGACUGCUUGUUUUGGAAAAUGUAUUUCUUAUACCAUCCCAUGAUGUUUAUGUCUUAGUAGGAGCCUAUAUUAAAUACCAAGUUGCAAAAAUGGUUCAGGGACGAAUGACAGAGGUGAAAUUUCCCCUGGAACAUUAUACAUUGGAAUUACAAGACCACAGAGAUGUACAUAAUGGUUUUUUUUCUGGGAAAGUAGCUUCACUGGAUGAGAAAACAGCAAUGGUGACUGCUCUCCAACUGGGCCAAACUAAUCUCAUCUUUGUCCAUAAAAAUGUCCAUAUGCGAUCUAUGUCUGGACUCCCAAAUUGCACCAUAUAUGUUGUAGAGCCUGGAUUUUUAGGUUUUACCAUUCAGCCUGGAGGUCGAUGGAGCCUAGAGGUGGGACAGGUAUAUGUUGUCACAGCAGAAGUGUUUGAUAAAAGCAGCACAAAGGUUUAUGUUUCAGAUAAUCUCAAGAUUAAAUUCCAGUUUCUGAAUGAGUACUUUGAAGAGCAACUAAGUACUGCAAAUGGAUCUUACCAUGUGGUAAAAGCUCUGAAAGAUGGUGUUGUGGUGAUCAAAGCAUCCCUGACAUCCAACCUUCAGGAGAGUACCAGUGCUCAGGCUAAAGAAUACCAAAUCAGACAUCAGCAAGAGGUGAAGAUUUAUUUUCCCAUUAAACUUAAACCCAGCUUUCUGGCAUUUCCUCACCAUCCCCUGGGAAUGUUAAAUCGUUACAAAGUACAGGUAGAGGGUGGUAGUGGCAACUUCACCUGGACCUCUUCUAAUGAAACAGUGGCCAUGGUCACCACCAAAGGAGUGGUAAGCGCAGGCCAGGUGAGGGGGAACAGUACCAUCUUGGCACGAGAUGUACAAAAUCCCUCUCGCUAUGGGGAAACUCAGAUGUAUGUCAUGAAACUGAACAAAAUGGAACUACUACCGUUCCAUGCUGAUGUGGCAGUUAGCCAGGUUAUCGAGGUCCCCAUUGCCAUGUAUCACGUAAAUGAGGAGAGCAAAGAGGCUAUCGCAUUCACAGACUGCUCUCAGCUGCCCCUGGAACUCAACUCACACAAACAAGGAGUCUUCACUCUUUUCAAAGAAGGUAUUCAGAGACCUGGACCAAUGCACUGUUCCAGUGUACACAUAGCAGCCGCAGCUCCUGGCCAUGCUGUGGUGACAGUCAGUGUGACUGGAUCUGAAGACCAGGUGGGAAGCAGUGGCACUUUCGCUGCUUAUAAACCACUAAAGGCUCUAAACCCAGUGGAAGUGGCUUUGGUGACAUGGCAGUCUGUAAAGGAAAUGGUAUUUGAAGGGGGCCCUCAUCCAUGGAUCUUGGAGCCAUCCCAAUUUUUUUUGGAGCUGAGCAUAGAGAAGACAGAGGACAUUAGAAUAACAGAAGUUCAAUUACCUGCUAAGAGAAAACAGAACCAGUACAUCUACCGCGUCCUAUGCCUGAACUUAGGGGAACAAAUUCUUACCUUGCGGAUUGGGAAUCAUCCAGGUGUCCUGAACCCUAGUCCAGCUGUGGAAAUUGUGCAGGUGCGCUACAUAUGUGCCCACCCUGCCAGUAUGUUGGUAACACCAGUAUACAAGGAGCCAGCUGGCACCCAGCCAUGUCCUCUGCAACAGUACAAUAAGCAGCUGAUUCCUGUAUCAAGGCUGAGGGACACAGUCCUGGAACUGGCAGCAUUUGAUCAACAUGGGAGGAAGUUUGAUAAUUUCAGUUCGUUGAUGUUAGAAUGGAAAUCUUCCAAUGAGACACUAGCCCAUUUUGAAGAUUCGAUGUCAAUGGAGAUGGUAGCCAAAGAUGAUGGCAGUGGGCAGACCCAGCUGCAUGGCCAUCAGGUCCUUAAAGUGCAUCAGAUGAAGGGGACCGUGCUCAUUGGAGUCAACUUCUUGGGCUAUUCAGAGAAGGAAAGCUCCAAGGAAAUUUCCAGCUUGCCCACAUCUGCAGCUGUGGAGCUACUCCUGGUGGAUGACGUUACUGUGUUGCCCAAGAAUGCCACUGUCUACAACCACCCCGAUGUGAAGGAAAUAUUUAACCUUGUGGAAGGAUCUGGUUAUUUUUCAGUCCACAGUAGUGAGGAGGAUAUUGUGAUCAUCACUUACAUGGAAGCAGAAAGCACUGUCCAGAUAGUUCCUGUACAUCCUGGAUUUCUAACCUUGGAAGUGUAUGAUCUGUGCUUGGCAUUCUUGGGUCCAGCAACAGCCCAGCUCAGGGUGUCAGACAUACUGGAGGUGGAGCUUGAUCUGAUCGAUAAGGUUGAGAUAGGCAAAACUGUGUUAGUGGUUGUACGGGUUCUUGGCUCUUCCAAACACCCAUUCCGAAAUAAGUACUUCAGAAACAUGGACCUUAGACUGCAGCUGGCUUCUGCCAUUGUCACCCUGAGAUUAAUGGAGGAUCAGGAUGAAUACUCUGAAAACUACAUGCUUCGUGCUGUCACUGUUGGGGAAACCACACUUGUAGCCACUGCCACAGAUAGUAUGGGAAGAAAAGUGAUGUCAGCUCCUCGGCACAUUGAAGUGUUUCCUCCAUUCAAACUUGCUCCAGAGAAAAUGACACUGAUUGCAACUAACAUGAUGCAGAUAAUGUCUGAAGGUGGCCCUCAGCCCCAGUCUAUCAUUCACUUCUCCAUCAGCAAUCAGACCGUGGCUGUUGUUAACAGGAGGGGACAAGUUACAGGGAAAGUGGCUGGCACAGCUUUAGUCCACGGCACCAUCCAGACAGUAAAUGAAGACACUGGCAAAGUCAUUGUGUUUUCCCAGGAUGAAGUGCAGGUUGAAGUUGUUCAGCUAAGAGCUAUUCGGAUCCUUGUGGCUGCAACUCGACUCAUCACAGCUACUGAGAUGCCAGUUUAUAUCAUGGGCAUGACUAGUACCCAGACUCCUUUUUCCUUCAGCAAUGCCAACCCGAUGCUCACAUUCCAUUGGUCCAUGAGCAAAAGGGAUGUAUUGGAUCUGGUACCCAGGCACUCCGAGGCUUUUCUACAGCUUCCAGUUGAAAAUAACUUUGCCAUGGUUGUCCACACAAAAGCAGCUGGAAGAACCACUAUCAGGGUCACUGUCCGAAGUGAGAACAGUUCCUCUGGGCAGUUUGAGGGGAAUUUGCUGGAACUAUCUGAUGAAGUUCAGAUCCUGGUGUUUGAAAAACUCCAACUUUUCUAUCCAGAUUGCCAACCUGAACAAAUUCUAAUGCCUAUGAAUUCUCAGCUCAAAUUACAUACUAACAGGGAAGGAGCGGCCUUUGUGAGCUCCCGUGUGCUCAAGUGUUUUCCUAAUUCCUCAGUCAUUGAAGAAGAUGGUGAAGGGCUCCUGAAAUCUGGAUCCAUUGCAGGUACUGCUGUGUUGGAAGUCAUUUCUACAGAACCUUUUGGAGUCAACCAAACAACCAUAACUGGAGUCCAGGUAGCACCAGUGACAUACCUUCGAAUGAGCAGCCACCCCAAGCUAUACACAGCCCAAGGACGGACCCUAUCAGCCUUUCCCUUGGGCAUGUCUCUCACCUUUACUGUUCAGUUUUACAAUAACAUUGGCGAGAAAUUCCACACCCAUAAUACUCAACUUUAUAUGGCUCUGAACAGAGAUGACUUGCUGCUUAUCGGACCAGGGAACAGAAACUAUACAUACAUGGCCCAAGCUGUGAACAGAGGGGUAACACUUGUGGGGCUUUGGGACCGAAGACAUCCAGGCAUGGCAGAUUAUAUCCCUGUUGCUGUAGAGUAUGCCAUCGAGCCAGAUACCAAGCUGACCUUUGUUGGAGAUGUCAUCUGCUUCAGCACUCCCCUUGUCAACCAGCAUGGUGAACCUGGAAGAUGGAUGAUUUCUACUAACAGUAUUGUACAGAUAGACACUGUCACUGGAGUAGGAGUGGCCCGGAGACCAGGAACUGCAAUGAUUUUUCAUGACAUCCCUGGAGUAGUGAAAACAUAUCGAGAGGUAGUAGUCAAUGUAUCAUCAAGGUUAGCACUCAGUUAUGACCUCAAGACUUACCUCACCAACACCCCCAGUUCAGCAGUAUUCAAAGUCUUCAUCAGCACUGGCAGAAAUGAUGUCAACCUCAAAGGAUUUUGCACACCAAAUCAGGCUUUGGCCAUUACAAAAGUACUUCUUCCAGAGACUCUCAUGCGGUGCCAUGUACAGUUCAGUAAUACUUUGUUAGAUAUUCCAGCAAGUAAAGUUUUUCAUGUCCAUUCAGAAUUCAGCAUUGAAAAAGGGGUCUAUGUCUGCCUAAUCAAGGUUCGAGAGAAGUCAGAGGAGUUGCACCAAGCCCUCAGCCUGGCUGACACUUCAGUCUAUGGGUGGGCCACCCUGGUCAGUGAACACAGAAAGAAUGGAAUGCAAAGAAUUCUCAUUCCUUUCAUCCCAGCUUUUUAUAUGAACCAGUCAGAAUUGGUUCUCAGGCACAAAGACACCGGGGAGCUCAGAGUCCUGGGAGUGGAUAGAGUUCUUGAGAGCCUAGAGGUCUUCUCCAGCUCCCCAUUUCUAGCAGUGUCCAGCCACAGGCACUCUACCCUCAUGACAGGCCUGAUUAUCUACCUAGUAAGAGCAGUCAACUUCACUGCCUUCCAGCAGAUGGCGUCACCUGUUUUCAUUAAUAUUUCCUGUGCGCUCACCAGUCAAAGUAAGGUUGUGGUAGUCAGAGCUAUGAAGGAUAAACCUGGUACAGAUCACUGUGAAGGUUCAGGUAUCGUCAAACAUUUUGUUGGUUCUUACCAGAGCCUGCUCUUUACUCUCUUCGCUGUGCUGGCAUCAACAGCUUUCAUCUUUCUAGCAUACCAUGCCUUCCUCAACAAGAUACAGGCUAUUCCAAUUGUCUAUGUACCAACUAUAGGAACAUGUCAGACAGGUUAUAGUACAUCUUCUCCCCCUCAGUUCCCAACCACACCACCACUACAGAGCUGGCUACAACACUGGUUAUGGAGCAUAAAGCACUAAUCUAAAGGUGGAAAAGUCUCCCUUAAUUGUAGCAAAGCUACACUACAUCUCCAAAAUAAAGAUUCUGCAAACUAUAAUAAAGGACCUUAGGCUGGUUAAUUUAAAAGUAGUGUGUUCUGGUUGUUCUUGCAUAAGACCCGGGUUCAAAUCCCAGUACCCACAUGGCAGCAAAC